This is a messenger RNA of Colletotrichum gloeosporioides, 1077 nucleotides long. RefSeq lists its product as uncharacterized. The transcript has 2 exons. The record is from RefSeq and is a predicted model, not a curated record. Gene Ontology annotation, molecular function: protein binding. Lineage: Eukaryota; Fungi; Ascomycota; Sordariomycetes; Glomerellales; Glomerellaceae. The coding region runs from base 1 to 1077 and encodes 358 amino acids.
AUGGCCAACAGGCACGAAAUCGAUGUUGAUGGCGACCUCGUCCUGACGCUCAGCAGAAUGAGACUGGCCGAUGCAGAUGCAGAAGUUGAAGAUGAAGAUGAAACCCUGCAAAACGACGAGUUGCGAGUUUCUUCAAAAGUGCUGCAGCUGAAUUCGCCUGUCUUCAAGGCCAUGCUGGGCGGAAAAUUUAAAGAAGGGACCGAACUCGCCGAAAAGACCGGACCAGAGCCGUACGACUUGGAGCUCCCAGACGACGAUGUAGAAGCCAUGUCGAUACUGUGCCAGAUUCUUCACAACGUCUACGUCCCAGAGAUUCCGAAGCCCAUGUCAUUAGAGAAAUUGGCAUAUAUCUGCGACAAGUACGAAUGCAUCAACGCCCUCAAGUACUGCGGCAUCGUAUGGAUCAGAGAUUGGCUCCAACAGUUUGAUGAUGAGGUUCCCCCGAUGAGCGAUUUUUGCCAUCUGCUGGUUUUCGCCUAUGUGAUAGACCUUCCAGUUGAGUUCUCGGAAAUUUCAUGGCGGAUAUUCCUAUACCAUGAAGGUCCCUUCUCGACGGCAUCAGAGCAGGUGAAGAUGCUAGUGGAUCAUCCUUUGCUUCACACCGACAUCAUCAGCCUGAAUACGAUGAUUAAUCGCAAGCCAGAGUGUCUCGAGAUCAAAAGACAUGAGUCCUGCAACUCAUUCUAUAAAGGCGUCAUCUGCCCAAUGAUGUGGGAUUGGGACACUUCAGACGCAGCCUGUUCCAGGGCGUCGAAGGCUCUUGGGUACUACGUAGAGACCCUUCACAAGUCCGACUUACUACCCAGGGACAUCGACUUCUCAAAACACAAAUUCUGCAACCUCCUGGAUACGGCAGUGAGCAUACAGAAGAUCUCAAUGAAGGAUUUCCCUUGCAUGAGAGAAGUAGGUGUGUGCCAGUGUCGGUCGAACCGAUACAUCAAUCGCAAUCUGGCAAGUGAGGUGGAAAAAGAGGCGAGGAAAAUCAUCCAACAGAGGCGAGUGUUCAAUUGCCUCGACUGCUUGAAGUCAGACGGUGUAUCUGGGAAAGACGAAACGUGCAGAGUACCUCACUCUUAG